Messenger RNA from Penicillium macrosclerotiorum, 1188 nucleotides. Its product is annotated as cAMP-dependent protein kinase. The coding region runs from base 1 to 1188 and encodes 395 amino acids. Gene Ontology annotation, biological process: peptidyl-serine phosphorylation. The record is from RefSeq and is a predicted model, not a curated record. The transcript is spliced from 4 exons. Gene Ontology annotation, molecular function: ATP binding; cAMP-dependent protein kinase activity. Gene Ontology annotation, cellular component: cAMP-dependent protein kinase complex; nucleus. Lineage: Eukaryota; Fungi; Ascomycota; Eurotiomycetes; Eurotiales; Aspergillaceae.
AUGGCGACCGGAACUCUCAAGCAAUCGAACCCAAGUGAGGUACAGGAAAGCCCUGCAGCCUCUAGAGCCAGUAACAUGCGCUCCAAAGAUCCCAACGAGCGAGAGAAACACUUUCUCCCGUCUAUUCGUCACUCUCCGCAACGAGCCGCGAACCCAUUCCUCAUCACCAAGCGCCAGGAUGAGAAACAACUUUGUGUCUCCUCAAGAUACCUACAUGUAAAUGACUUUCACCUGACCAAGACCCUUGGAACCGGCACAUUCGCUCGAGUAUGGCUUGCACGGUUGAAGGAUCAGCAGGAUAAGAACAAAGUGUAUGCGCUGAAGAUUCUGCGCAAGGCUGAUGUCAUCAAGCUCAAGCAGGUCGAACAUGUGCGCAACGAGCGCAAGACACUUGCUGCAGUCGUCGGACAUCCUUUCAUCACGACCCUUGUCGCUUCAUUUUCGGAUGAACAAUGCUUGUACAUGCUGUUGGAAUAUUGCCCCGGAGGUGAGAUCUUCAGUUAUCUUCGACGAGCACGACGGUUCGAUGAAGCAACGUCAAGGUUCUAUGCGGCGGAGAUCACAAUGACAAUUGAGUAUCUACAUGAUGUUCAAGGGGUAGCCUACCGUGAUCUCAAACCGGAAAACAUUCUACUCGACGCCGAUGGUCAUAUUAAAUUGGUGGACUUCGGAUUUGCAAAACAAGUUGGUAAUCGUGAAACCUAUACCCUCUGCGGAACCCCAGAGUACCUGGCUCCGGAGGUCAUCCAUAACAGUGGUCAUGGACUUGCGGUCGACUGGUGGGCACUUGGGAUUCUCAUUUAUGAAUUCUUGGUCGGGCAACCUCCUUUCUGGGAUCAAAAUCCGAUGCGAAUCUAUGAGCAAAUUGUGGAGGGUCGGCUGCGCUUCCCCCCAAAUAUGCCUGCAGCAGCACAGAAUAUUGUCUCACUGCUCUGCAAAACAAGCCCGACAGAACGGCUGGGCUAUAUCUCUGGUGGUUCGGCGCGAGUGAAGGCACACCCUUUCUUUCAAGAUGUGAUUUGGGAUGAUCUGUUUUAUCGACGCGUUAAGGGUCCAAUUGUUCCGCGAGUAUCACACCCGGCGGACACUGGUAACUUCGAGGACUAUCCGGACUCCGAUCAUCGAAACCAGAACAUCUACACCGACGAUCUGAAAAAGAAAUAUGAAGCUCUCUUCAGUGAUUUUUGA